CCCCGCAUCGUUUCGAGUCCGUCUGUUUUGGGAUCGAAUGACGGCCCACGUGUGGUGGUGUGAUCGGCGGUAGUAGAGACCUUGUGGAGCUUCGUUAAGACGAGAAAGGAGUUCUCGCAAUUCACGCAUGAAUAACGACCAAUAUAGAGCAGCGCAAAUUCUGACCUCCGUCCGUAGUCGAGAUCUGUUUGCGCUUGGUGGUCGCUUGGUGGUCGUGUAAUCAGGGACUUGCAGGAUCCCCACGUCUCGAGGCAUUAUCCCGAAUAAUACGCUGACAUGCGAUGGUCUGUGUCCUUACUUGUCGGUUACGUAGUGCUGCUUUGUUGCUAUGACAACUGUCAAUCAACGGGUCUAAGACCUGGGGGGAAAAAUGUCCUCACCCAAUACCGGUCUCAGUUAGUGUACGUCCAGCGUUCCUUCCAGCAGCUGGCCAGUCGACGAAACUGCCGACAGACGUGCGACUGUUGGUUCUGCCUGUGCAAGAAAACCGUGUGCUGGACGACUUACUACUACCAAACAGCCUAUCGCGCGGAGGCCGCGUACCGAACUCAGGCGUAUUAUGUGUGCGCGCCGGGCUGGCGACCACAGGGUGACCAGUGCACCCAAGCUAUCUGCACGCGAGUAAGCUGUGAUAAUGGCGGAAGUUGCGUUCAGCCGAACGUGUGCGCCUGCACUACAGCCUGGGCGGGGCCAAACUGCAGUCAAAACGUUAACGAGUGCAAUUCCAACAAUGGCGGGUGCGACCAUCUGUGUAACGACACCGUGGGCUCUUUUAACUGUUCUUGUUACCAAGGUUACCAGCUGGCUGGCAAAACGCGGUGUCAAGACAUCAAUGAAUGCCUCGACUUUAGUACCACAGGGUGCCAGCAACUUUGCAUUAAUGACCCAGGGACGUACCACUGCGCAUGUCACAGCGGUUACACAAUAAACAGCGACAACAGAACAUGUACAGAUAUUGACGAGUGCUCUGUUAACAACGGCACGACCCAUGGAUGCGAGUAUCGCUGUAAUAAUACACAAGGGAGCUACAAGUGCUCUUGUCAACAAGGCUACCUACUGACAUCAGAUCAGCGGCAUUGCGCAGAUCAUGACGAGUGUGCCACAGGGAACAACACUUGCGAACAACUAUGCCUCAAUCAUCCGGGACAUUACACAUGUGAUUGCCGCGGGGGGUACGAGCUUGACAGCAGGGACAAUAGCACGUGUCUUGAUGUUGACGAGUGUUUCCGCGGCCUUGACACGUGCGCGCACGUGUGCAACAACACGGUGGGCGGUUACAAAUGCUCCUGUCACCAUGGUUACUAUCUAGCUUCCGACAACAUGACGUGCAACGAUAUCGACGAAUGCUCGCUGCCAGGGCCGGGUGGCUGCUCCCAGAGCUGUGUGAAUGUGAUUGGCAGCUACUACUGCAUGUGUCGCCAUGGUUACUACCUGGGCACCGACCUAAAAACUUGCAUGAAAUAUCCAUGUUUCGCGAUUUCCGCUCCUUCUCACGGAUUCAUGAGCUGUUCGGGACACAGCACUGAUGACAUUUGUAGCUUUUCGUGCGAGACUGGGUACGAGCUGCUCGGCUCCAGAACUCGCGUCUGUCUUUCAAACGGGCAGUGGAGCGGGUCAGCGGUAGAGUGUGCGCAGAAAGAAUGCGCCGACCUACAGCCCCCGCUAUACGGGUUUGUGGCUCUACCAUGUGGAACAUCCUACGGAGCCCGCUGCACUGUUGGAUGUGACAGCGGUUACGGCAUCGUCAAUGAUACGUCAUCUGUCACGUGCUCACAUCAAGAAUCCUGGCAGCCGAGUGACGUCACUUGCAAAGCUGUGGACGCGUGCGAUAUGAACCCUUGUCUCCACGGAGGAGGCUGUCGCUCCUGGAAUUCCACGUACUUCAUGUGUGAUUGCUACCAGAGCGGAUAUACCGGAAACACUUGCGAGCGCGGUCACGUGAUCAGCCCGACCAUCCCCACCCUGGUGAUGGGGAACAUUGAAGAACUGACCUUCAAACUAUCCAUGCCCGAUCAACCAUUCAAAAUCACUGCUCGGUCACGUGGUGUUGCAUUCCAGCCUAGAACCAUCAUCAUCACCCCAGAGCUCUCAAAUAGAUCCCCAUACAUGGAGUUCAAAUGGAAUAUAUCUGCCUCGACUCCAGGAAGUCACGUGGUGUCAUAUGUCAUUUCCGGAUCUGGACAAGACUUGUUUGACACUAUGCGACCUAGCCUCGUGACCGUACUUGGAAACGCUACGUGCUCGACCAAUCAGAGUACGAGCGGUUGCUAUGGUGUGGUGCUUGCUCACUGCAUGUAUUCCGAAAGGGAGGUCCUGCUGACGUCAUCCUUGCCUUGGCAAGAAACGGCAACAGGAAUCGCGACGGACGGGUCUGUUGCCAUGGAAACCUGGGCUCUCAACCUGCCUUUGUCGUCCAAGGGCCUGCGACUACCAUCAGGGUCCUACAUCGCGGGCUCACAGACUAGCACAUGCGACCACAGGCGUCCCAUCUCCGCUUGCACCCCGAGUCUGCCAUCUCUGUAUCUAGACACUAUUAAAGGCACCUUUCCGUCAUGGCUUGAAGUCAUUUAUGAUGGAAGACCACGUGACUCAGGGUUAAACGAUGUCAUGAGCUUUAUUUGGACCGGUGCUGAGCUCCAAAGAGUCUCGCGGUCUGACGCGACCAUAGACACAAGCGCUACGUACUCUGUGCUUAUGAUCACUAGUGGCCACGCCCUAAGGGUGAAGAACGACAGCGUACAUAUCCGACCCAGUCCUACUCCCACUAUAGUUGCCGUGAGGUUGUGCGAGGGGCCUAAUCCCGAGGUGCUAAUCAAGCUUGGUAGAAACGCCUCAAGGGAGCUGCAGUCAUUAAAGUUUAACCGCGCGCUUGGCUCUUUGGGCUGGUCUUUUGAAAUUGAAGCGUUGCAGUGGUCCCCAACCCACUCUCUGAUCGACAGCGCCGCGGAAGCUUGGAUCUGGGACGGCGUGCGCAUGGGCAAGGCAAAGCCGCUGACCGGAGGAGUUGAGAUUUCUGGGAACAUCAUGUCGAUUGCAGGUCUGAGUGAGACGUUGUCACUACAUUUCAAAGGAGCGAUCUUAUUCAAUUCGUCUGCGAAUGAGUUCCUAUCCUCCCCUGAUAGCAUACUAACGGACUCAUGGAAAGCCUCGCUUCGAGGUCGGCUGUCAAUCACUCUCCCUGACGUCACAGUACUUGGUCAACAGUUGCCCCUCCCGAUGGAAAAUGUUCAAGGCAGAAUCUUGCACUCGGAUGAGCAAACCCAUAACGGAUCUUGUGUCCGGAACGGCAAGACCAGCCUGUCCGUGUCCGGGUCAGUCUCGUGGAAAGGCCUGUACGGUAGCCCCCUGUUGGCGUUCGUGAAUCCUACAAGAUCACAGAAUGUAUUCUUCUUCGCAGACUUAGAGUCUCUGAGUUUGGUUGAGGAUAGCUACUCGGAUUGUACGCAAUGCAAUAAUAUUACAGAAGAUGGAAGUUGUUUGAACAGAACUCUGAAUAACACUACCACCCUUAACGGCACAUUUGUACCAAGUGUAAACAGAAGUAGAAAUAUAACAUGCUUUACAAACGCGAGCCAAACAAAUCACAAUUUAAGCGACGGAAAUUACACUGUAACACGAGCAGGCAUACGGCUCAACGGCACGGCCCGUUACAGACAUCUCUACUUCCCGAACACAGACAUACAAGUACGCCUUAGCACGUCAUACGCCGCAGGCUGCGUAGACAAUGGAAACAAGGACGUCAGAAUGGAAGGCUCGUUCAGUAGCGUGGAACGCCUGGGUGAAUUCUUCAUUGCCAUGCCAGGCGGUGGGUUCGGGCUCGAGAUUUCGAACGCGUCGCACGUGGGAGAGUUCCACGGUCACGUGACCAUGCUCUCGUCAACAGCUCCCGUUUCUGUGCACCUAAGGGAUGCCUCUCUCAGCUUCAAAGCAGUGUUGAAUGUAUUUGGCAAGUUUCCGGCGGAAGUCAAUGCGACGUCUUGGAUAGGGUCAGAUGGCUGGGACCGGCUUGUUUUGGCUACUUCUGGUGUUUUUCGUGAUGGUAUGUCUGGUAGCGAACUCUCCCUUGCGAGUGCACUGGAGAAGGCCGUUGAUGAUUAUGUUGAUGUGGUGACUACAGAAAGCGAAAAAAGGGUGAACUUGACCGCCAGAGCGCUUCACAUGGCGGAAAACCGCAUGAAUGUACUGCGGGCGCAUCUGGAAAAAGCUGAAACCUCGCUCCAGUCCGCUAAUGAGAAAUUCCUGAGCACGGUCAGACAGGUUGGCAAGGCUACUAAGGAUGUGCAAAUCGCGCUGCAAGAAGUCAACAAUGUGACCAAUCCUGAGUUCGUAUCUCUCAUGACGUCACUGCGCUCCCUGUGCGCCGUGCAGGACUGCUCUUUCGCGUGCGUACCGGGUACCCUGUGUGACACGUGCGCAUUCAACAUCACGAGCCGAACACGUGGACUCUGUCCCAGCACGUGUAACAAGACCGUUUCAGUUCGAGUUGACCCCUCCGGCAAGUGGCAGAAAUGCCAAGGUCACCGACGCCGUAACGUCACCACAGACCGAGGUCCCGACUCUAAAUUGUCCGAUAUCUCGUGUAACUUCAAGCGCGCUUUCGAUGGUAUCGGUAGAAAAGCAAAGCUAAGCCUUUCUACCGGACUCUCGCCAUUUGAUCUACCGAACACCAAGUCUGAUCACAACGACUGGGUGAGAGCUGGUGAUAGCACCAGUAACACGAGGGUAGCGUGUCAGGUCCGGAGAACCUCGGACUUUGAAUACGAAACCUACACUUACGACUGCUUCAAGCCGGAGUAUAACUAUCGCUUGAGUCACAUGCCUUAUGACUGCGAGACCAUGUGCGACACCGGAAGUCAGACUGAAACUAUCGCAACGCCAUGCUGCCAGGCGUCGACGUGUGCAUUUCGCAUUAAGGACAUUGGGUGUCGAGAGCAGAACGCUUUCUGCAGGAUCUUGAGGCAAAAGGUGAUGUCUAAUCUACCAAGCGCUAAGCAGCAAUUGCUUGCGCCGUUUGCGAGGUUUUUGGAUCUCCAGGAUCAGGUAUUCCGAGCCGAGGCGGAGGUUGAGACCAACUGGGCCAUUUUGCAGUCGUCAAGCUCAUCACGUGACACGUUACAGAGAAGUUACAAGGCUGUAAGCGGGGCCUGGGAACUAGCGAAGCAAUCGCACAACGUCAUUCGUGCACAGCUCAAAGAUGCUCUCGCAUUGGCGCAAAAAAGUCGUCAAGCUCUGCAGAGACUCGUGACAAUCGAUAUUGUGUCUUUCAAGCUGAACUUGGUAAAUGCGACAUCGGUCGUCCCGAUAAAGAUACGAGCCACAUCUAAUGGCUUGUCCAAACAGUUUAACGUAGCCCUGGAUCAACACGCUCUCGCUCUUUCUUAUCAGAACGCCGCGGAAGCCAUUACGUCUGGUUUCUAUGGCAACGUCGCCAUGGCGAUAAGGCCAGGUUACCCACUAGUCACGCAAUCUAAUAGUAUUGCAGGUAACACCGGAAGUGACGAAGCUCGAUUAAUGGAAUUUCACCGGAAGUGCUCUCUGUCGACCAAUUACAAGCGGGGUCUGAUUGACGUCAUGGAUUCACUGGCGGCGACAACUAGCCAGGUUUUAGAGACCGCAAAAAAUGCAACCGGAAGUGCUACUAACGGAAGUGUAAACACAGGAGGUGACGUCAGGUUUGACCAGAGCACUGCUGAUAGUCUCGGGCUCUCAUUACCGGAAGUUGAGUCUGCUAAACAAAGCGCACUUAAGGAUGGUGUAGUUGUCAAGACGAAGAACGUGUACACCCUGCUGGGCGUGGCCACGAGUGAGAGCCUGGCGGAGCUCAUGCAAGUAGUGUAUGUUGAUUGGCUAGCUGUGAUGGAAAAGCUAUUCUACCACCCCUCCCUAGAGUGUAGCGGUUUUGCCGACUGUAUCACGCAUGCGCUUGACAGCUUGUACUAUCUUUAUGAAAGCGUGUCACUACCCGGCGCCCAUGACCUAAAGACGCUUAUCGUGGAUAUCAGGGCGAAGUUCGCGACUGUUUUGGGAUCUGUGGAUAAUUUGGGAGCACGUGACGCUCAAGGAUUAUCACGUGAUAUUCUGAUGUUGCUCAGACUUGCUCAAGACGUGCAGACAUACUGCGCAAGCGCACCCGCAAUAACAACGCACCCGCAACCGCUGACUGAAACCGCAGCGGGAAAACCCUUGAGGCUCAGCUGCGCUGCCGUGGCAACCCCAAUGCCAGCAUACUAUUGGGUCAAAGACGGAGCUCGACUUCCGGGACAAAACGGAAGUGAGCUCAUCAUCAUUGAACUCAAACCGGAAGACAACGGAACGUACAUAUGUGUGGCCUACAACCACGUGACUAGUUCCAAGUCUGCAUCCGGUCACGUGAUAGUGCACAGUGUCCCUGUACUCACCAAGCAGUCUUCUGAUCACGUGACAGUGCCAGUGGGUGGGGACGUGUCGCUGUCUGUGUGGGCCACGGGCACUGAUCUGCCCUUGACCUACCAAUGGUACAGACGAGACCCGAUCACACCCCAGUACACCCCCCUAAGUAACGAGAUCUACCCAAUGCUAACCAUACACAGUGCGCGGGCUCAACAUCAAGGCGGUUACCGAUGUCAGGUUUCCAAUCGCUAUGGCGACGUGUGGUCUGGUGAUACCCACGUGACCGUGCUAGGCGUGGCCUUACCAAGACCGAGUGUAGAGGUGAAGUCCAAGGUGCGGCAAGAUGUCGUGUUGCCGUCCGGCUACAGCAGGGUCCGGCGCGAGCUUCAUCACCGAUCCGUGCGCGAUCUGCAAGACAACUUACAAACACAUCUCCAAAACUUGCUAGCGACUCUAAUUUGCCCCCUUGUCACGCUCCCCUCAGACUGCGUGACAGCCGUCAAUGCUUCCGACUGCCACAAAGGCAGUGGUAACGCGACAGUGUGUGACGUGACGUUUCAGCUGCGAGGUAUCAGCGUCAGCUCGUCUGGCGUGACGGAUGUCGAGCAGAAUGUCGUGAGCGUGGAGGACGCGGCCAAUCAGCUGAGGACUGCGGUGAUUGCGUUAGUUAAUGUCACGCAAAGUCGACAACUCGGUGUGACUGUUGGUCACGAUAGGUUUACGCUACUGCAGGGGAGUACGACUGCUGUGCGGUACGUGGGCUCGUGCCAAAGUGGCAAAGUGUUGCUUGACGCGGGGCUGCUGUGUGCAAAUUGCGCCCCUGGUACAUACUGGACAAAUUCCAGCAAAUGCCUUCCUUGUCCAGCAAGCACUUAUCAACCUGCACAGGGCAAGCUCGCCUGCAUCCCGUGUCCUGCGGGACAGAGCGGGCAAGUUACGGGACAAAUGACCUUAGAUUCGUGUAAAGGCGCCACAUCUACCACUUCCCCACCCCCGACAGAAAUCCCAACCACGAUGCCCCUAGCAACGACAAUCGCCACACGAAGCCCAAAGCCGAGCACCCCCGAUAGCCAUGGCAACGGUACCGUGCUAGAGAGAAGGUCUGAUGAUACUGGUAAUAUCACGUGGAUUAUCGCGGUCGCCGUGUCUGCCGGGAUUGUCCUUACUGUUCUACUUGUGUGUUUUGCGUAUCUCCGAAAAAGACGAGCAAAAGGACAGCCCUCUUCACCAAUCAAAUGGAAGCGGAAGAAACUGACAAGCGAGAAUGUCAGUGAAUACGACCAGAACCGAGAAGGACCUGGGCCGGUUUUUGAUAACCCAGUCUUCCUCCCUGACGAGUCUGGCACGAUUGGGCCUGGGGACGACAUGGUGCUACAAUUUUUCGACAGCCCGAUGUACGUUUCGCGCGAGGAAAGCGGUGUCGAGAGUCACAGUAACCCGCUAUACAUUGCCAGUAUGGGCCAAAGCGAGGCUUGAGGCAUGCGCAGAUGGGUUGACACAGCUGAAUCUUCGUUUUGCAGCCAGAUAAUAAGAAAAAGAUGAAUAACAAAACAUCAACAACCUAAAUAUUUUGACACACACGAGUGUUCUUCGCUUUUUAAAAGUUAUUUACUUUUUUGAUAUUAACGAAACCUUUACCUGCGGCUGCCAUUUGGCAAAUCAAAAAGGCAGUUUUUACGUAUUUUAGUUUAUUGCAAAACCAAAAGAAUCAUAGGAAACAGAAUUAAUAUAAUUGUCUCGUAUUAUCGCUGCUUCUUUACACCUUGACGAGUGCUAGCCUCAUCCCCAAGCGCUUCAAGGGUGCGCGGCCAUUUUUGGCUUAAUUCACAUUUUGAAUUCUUAAUACUAGAGCUGGCCGCGAGAAGCCUGGGGAUGAGGUGAGACGAGUGCCACGUGUUUAAUUAACAUAACACGACUUGUGUCACGUGUUUAACAUAACACGACUUUAGUCACGUGUUUAAGAUAACACGACUUUAGUCCUAUGGGUGGCGUAGAAUCCGCUGCUGUGUUGACUGAUUAAUAUGUUUAAUAUAGACGGCUUGAUUUAAAUAUCAUGUGUGUUUAGGUGUCUAUGUAUGUAUAAAAAAAAAUGUUACUUCGAAAUGUAAAUUCGAAAUUUCUAGUAUGCAUCUCUACAUAUUCAUACUGACGAAACCGUCUUCGUUUUCCUGGCGAAAACUUAAUCGCGUGUUGAACGUGCGUGUUGAGAUUGUAAAUAGCCAACAAUCUUCUAAAUAAAGAUACCACUGGCUGGGA
Nematostella vectensis (starlet sea anemone) is the source of this 8625-nucleotide messenger RNA. RefSeq lists its product as uncharacterized. The transcript has 18 exons. Gene Ontology annotation, molecular function: calcium ion binding. Lineage: Eukaryota; Metazoa; Cnidaria; Anthozoa; Actiniaria; Edwardsiidae. The coding region runs from base 277 to 7845 and encodes 2522 amino acids. The record is from RefSeq and is a predicted model, not a curated record.